GUAGUCUUUUGUUCGCCACCGUCGCCACCGCUUUCUUCCCAUCUUUCUCUCAUUGUGUGCGAGUCUAUCGCGAGAGACUCAAAACUCUAUUAUUAUCAUCAUAGUUAUUAUUAUUAUUUUAUUCAUUAUUAUUAUUUAUUAUUAUUGUAUUCGAACAAUAGACCCGGAUCUACCAUAUACGACGACGGGUGACGACGCGACACGAUUAUCGAAAAAAUCCGACCAAAAAUUAUAAUAUUUUUCGCGUUUUCCAUCGUCAUUGAAGGUGCCGAAUAAAAUGGCAUGUAAGGUUCAUACCGGCGACCUCCAGUGAAAGUGAUCGUAUUAUUAUUAUACAUUUUUUUUAUUUCUACUAUAUACAAACAAACGAACGACGUAGAAAGUCGCGGCAAGGUAAACUGCUUAAGACAGUGAUCGAAGAAAGCGGAUGUGUAUUGCGCAACGGCGUGGACAUCGUGUAAGGUUAUCGUCUGUCUCAAUGCCACCGGUGCGGCCCGGCCACUACUGAACCGAUAACGAUAAUAUGAUGCGUUAUGCCGCAGCCGCCGUGAUGUUGAUGACCGCGGCGUUGUGGCCGACGGCCUUGGCGGACGAAUCGUCGGCAGCGUACCACAGGCACCAGGGCGGCACCACCGGGUGGAUCAUAGCCGACAGCAGACGCCGCGGUGGAUGGAGCUCUGGCAGCGGUACCGCGUCCUCGGUACACCGACUACAGCAGCAGCACUACGACGUGGACGACGACCGCCGGGAUUCGGACAGUUGGCCAGCGGCCACCACGGCCGCGGCGUCCGUGUCCGACGUCCGCGUUCAGGUAGUGCACAACCGCGGCGACGGGUCGUCCUCUUCCGCCGUGGAUAGCGAUCAGGCGGCCUCGUCGUCCUCGUCCUCGUCGUGGAAUUCGGCAAACCGGUUGCCGUACGUGUCGUCCACCAAGACGACCGCCGGCGUCACGGCCGCAGCGUCAUCGCCCGCCGAAGCGGCCAUGCUGGCCGAGGCGCUCGUCCAACAGCAACAGCACAAAUUGCCGAUCGGGCUCAACAGCUCGCUGACGGCCGUCAAGCACGCCGGCGGCAAAGGUUUCCAGACCGAAUUAAUGGACAUGCUCGGAAAAAUGAUACCACAAACAUGCUGGCAUCAAGGCCGGAGACACGACUGCGGUCUUAGCUUGGCUUGUGUGCUGGACGGAGGACGGCCGCUGGACCUUUGCGGCGGCGGCAUGCUGUGGUCGUGCUGCGUGCCCAGGUCGGCGUCCUCGUCGUCCACUGCCGGUUCGUCGUCCACGUCCGUGUCCACGCCCACGGCGGCCGCCAAUUCCGUGGAGAACGCAAGUUGUGGAGAGCUUUACGCCCGCAGUCACCGAAUAGUCGGAGGGCACGGCGCCACAUUUGGCGCUCAUCCAUGGCAGGCCGCCAUCAUCAAAUCCGGGUUCCUGACCAAAAAACUCUCCUGCGGCGGAGCUUUGCUGAACAACCGGUGGGUGGUGACAGCGGCUCACUGCGUAGCCACCACGGCCAACAGUAACCUACGCGUACGGCUGGGCGAAUGGGACGUUCGGGAUACGGCGGAACGGUUGGCGCACGAAGAGUACGGUGUAGAAAGGAAAGAGGUGCAUCCGCAGUAUAGCCCGCAAGACUUCCGCAACGACCUGGCGCUAGUCCGGGUAGACGCCGACGUCGGAUACAAACAGCAUAUCGUGCCCGUGUGUUUGCCCGCGCCCGUCGCCAAGUUGGUCGGCAAGACUGCCACUGUGGCCGGAUGGGGCCGAACCCGCCACGGUGUAUCCACUGUGCCGGCCGUGUUGCAAGAGGUCCAGGUGGAAGUGAUCCCGAACGAACGCUGCCAGAGGUGGUUCCGGGCGGCCGGUAGACGGGAACAGAUACACGACGUGUUCCUGUGCGCCGGAUACAAGGAGGGCGGUCGCGACAGUUGCCAGGGCGAUUCCGGAGGUCCGCUUACCACUGUACUGGACGGCCGGAGGACUCUGAUAGGACUCGUGUCUUGGGGCAUCGGCUGCGGUCGUGAACACUUGCCGGGCGUGUACACCAACAUUCAGAAAUUUGUGCCGUGGAUCGACAAAGUGUUGGACGCCUGAGGAGAGAUGCCGGCCAAGUAACCCACCUCACCUCAAUCCGAGCAACUUUCAGCCGAGUUUCGACAUUUCCAGCAAAACGACGAUCAGUAAUAUUAUUGUUAUAUAAUAUAAAUUAUGUAUAUACAUAAAUCUAGUUUCACCGAAGAGCGUUGUUAAAGCCUAUCGACACGAAAGUGUUAACCGUUGUACCUUGACUUGACAAACGUCGGUGAAACGAGAUGAUAGUGUACAAAACACGUCUACCAUUAGUUUCGCGCUUGUAUUUAUUAUAAUAUUUAUUACAUAUUUUUCAAAUAUUUUUAUUUUUUAUUUUUAUAAUUAUUUGUAUUAUUAUAAUUAUUUUUACUGUCGGACACUUACCGAUGUUGACCAAACAAACGUGCACUAGAUAUUUUAAUUUACUUCUCUAUUGUGAAUAUGUUUUUUACAUUUUUUUUUUCUACAUCUCUUUCCUUAAUAUUAUAAUAUUUAUAAAUAUUUAUAGUCCGCGCACCGACCGCAAUAUUGUUGUAUUUAAUCAAAACAAAAAAAUUAUAUAAUAUAUUUUAAAAACCAUAA
Messenger RNA from Adelges cooleyi (spruce gall adelgid), 2650 nucleotides. Its product is annotated as proclotting enzyme-like. Gene Ontology annotation, biological process: proteolysis. The coding region runs from base 524 to 2092 and encodes 522 amino acids. The record is from RefSeq and is a predicted model, not a curated record. Gene Ontology annotation, molecular function: serine-type endopeptidase activity. Lineage: Eukaryota; Metazoa; Arthropoda; Insecta; Hemiptera; Adelgidae. The transcript has 8 exons.